GCAGAUUUUUCUGAUUUUUGUUUGUGUUUUUUGAUCAGAUUAUUCAUAAGUGCUUUUCGUGACUGCUUUACACGUCUGCUGCUUUUCAUUGUUGUGAUAUCUACGUGACAAUCUGGGUUUUUUCACCCCCAAUAUUUUUGUUUUCUUUGUAAAAAAAGGGUUUCAGCCACUGUUUACUGCUUUUAUGUUAACUAUUAUUAUUGUUAUUGCUCUGUGGUGAUUUUUAAUAGAUCUCUUCUGCUUUCUCCUUGUUCUAUUUGGCUCUCCACUUUGACAGCAUCAUACUUCUUUUAGUCCUUUUCUACUUUGCUGUUUCUUGCUUUCUUGGUUUUCUCUCAAGUGGGGAUUGAAGAUUACAAGUUUUCUCGGUUCUCUCUCCUUCUGUUCUGCAAUAUAGUUUGAAAACUACGUUUGAUUACUGGGAAAACGGUGGAAACCAUGGAAAUUUGAACUUCUGGUCUCCGUCAUCCAUAUUCCAUUCAAUCUCCAGCGAAUGGAUUGAAGUUUGACUAAAAGAAAGGAACAAAAAAAACUCCAAAGUCUUAACAUAUUGAGGUGUGAAAAAACCUUCCCUCAGAUGGUGCCCUUUUGAAGCUAAGAAAAUGGGUGGUUGUGUCUCUACAAGCAGCCACAGUACAUGUAGUAGCCAGAGCAAUGGGGAACCAGUUUCUUCCUCGUGUCUGAGAAUUGGAUUUCGACGGCAGAAGCGAACGAAAAGAACAUUCUCGGACCAUGUUUAUGCUCUGCAGAAUCUUCCUUCAGCUCCCAACAGGAUCUUCAUGAAUGGAAAAAGUCGUUCUUCUUGCAUAUUUACACAACAAGGUCGCAAGGGCAUAAACCAAGAUGCCAUGAUCGUGUGGGAAGAUUUCAUGUCGGAGGAAACAAUAUUUUGCGGUGUAUUCGAUGGUCAUGGACCCUACGGUCAUCUCGUUGCUCGAAAAGUGAGGGAUACACUGCCUAUAAAGUUGAUGUCGUUCUUCGAGUCUCCUCAGUCGAAGCAAAAUGACUCUGGUAAAACCUGUUUUCAGAAGAAUUUGAAGAAACCACCGGAUUGUGAUGGUUCUGAGAAGGAUGGUUUUGUAGAGGAUGGGCUAAAUUCGGUAUGGAGAGAUGCGUUUUUGAACUCAUAUAAAGCUAUGGAUAAGGAAUUGAGAUCACAUCCUAAUCUGGACUGCUUUUGUAGUGGUAGUACUGCAGUCACCAUAGUUAAACAGGGGUCAAAUCUCUUCAUGGGGUAUAUAGGGGACUCUCGGGCAAUCCUUGCUUCCAAGGAUGCCAAUAAUUCGACUGUGGCGACCCAAUUGACCGUAGAUCUUAAGCCCGAUUUGCCUAGAGAAGCCGAAAGAAUAAAACGGUGUAAAGGCAGGGUCUUUGCAUUGCAAGAUGAGCCUGAAGUGCCAAGGGUAUGGUUACCUUUUGAUGAUGCGCCUGGUUUAGCAAUGGCUCGAGCAUUUGGCGAUUUUUGUUUGAAGGAAUAUGGAGUCAUCUCGAUACCCGAGUUUUCUCAUCGAACACUUACAGAUGCGGAUCAGUUUGUUGUUCUUGCAUCAGAUGGGGUAUGGGAUGUGUUGAGCAAUGAAGAGGUGGUUGACAUAGUGUCCUCGGCCCCAACCCGGUCGUCAGCUGCAAGGUUUGUGGUUGACUCUGCUGCUCGCGAAUGGAAACUCAAAUACCCCACCUCAAAAAUGGAUGACUGUGCAGUCGUCUGCUUGUUUCUGGACAGGAGGAUGGACUCCGAAUCCGACUGCGAGGAACAAGGCUUUUUGUCUGCAACAUUGCGGAGUAAUCAUUCGGGUACUGCUAUUGAGUCGGAUGAUGGCCAGAGGUCUGAGCCAUGUCUGCAAAGGAAUAACACUGUCAGAUCAUCCGAAGAAAAGGAUUCUUACACAGGAUUACCUGUUGACGAUAUGGAAAUUGGCGAUGCUGUAGCCGCAGAAGAUCAAAACUGGUCGGGUUUAGAAGGAGUCACGCGAGUAAACUCGCUUGUCCAACUUCCUAGAUUUUCAGAGGAAAGGCCAGUUUCGUAGAUCUUAUAAAAUUCUAGGAUUGUGGAUUUGAAAUGAAAGAUAAAUCUUUCCAAUUGCUGCCAUGUUAAAGGUUUGUGCAGGUACAUUUUUGCCACCAGUGUACGUUGAAUUGCACAAAACUUGACUGCUUUCAUAGAUCAAUUACUUCAAAGCUCUCUGCCAUCGCAAAAGUUUGGCUCAAUGGAUUUAUAUAAUCUAAUCUAACUUAUAUUUCAA
This is a messenger RNA of Momordica charantia (bitter melon), 2243 nucleotides long. RefSeq names its product putative protein phosphatase 2C 52. Lineage: Eukaryota; Viridiplantae; Streptophyta; Magnoliopsida; Cucurbitales; Cucurbitaceae. Gene Ontology annotation, molecular function: protein serine/threonine phosphatase activity. Gene Ontology annotation, biological process: protein dephosphorylation. The record is from RefSeq and is a predicted model, not a curated record.